GUGUGUGUGCUUGAGAUGCCCUAAGUCAUCCUAGCAUACGCUUAGUCCAAGCGGGAUGUAUACGAUGCAAAACAUGUUCUUCCAACAUGCAUCAAUGAAACACCGUUAGCAUCGCAGUGCAGUUGCAUUUUAUUGACAUUGUCAGAUAUCGAGAGGGAUUUUCUUUUAUUGUCUCUCAGACCUCACAUACACCAUUCGGUGGGAUUUGUUACUACCGAGGAGAUCCAGACCACUGGCCAAAGGGAUUCUGGUCUGGUCUAUCUUUUUUGUGUCUAGCUAUUUCUUUUAUACCGUAUCUAUUUGUAAACUAAACAUGGCGAGCGACUCACCGGCUCGAAGUCUGGAUGAAAUAGACCUCUCUGCACUGAGGGAUCCUGCUGGGAUAUUUGAGCUGGUGGAGCUGGUGGGAAAUGGGACAUACGGACAGGUGUACAAGGGCCGCCAUGUCAAGACAGGCCAGCUCGCCGCCAUCAAGGUCAUGGAUGUCACUGGGGAUGAAGAGGAGGAGAUCAAACAGGAGAUUAACAUGCUGAAGAAGUACUCUCACCACUCCAACAUCGCCACCUACUACGGCGCUUUCAUCAAGAAGAACCCCCCGGGAAUCGACGACCAGCUCUGGCUGGUGAUGGAGUUCUGUGGCGCUGGCUCGGUGACAGAUCUGAUCAAGAACACCAAGGGGAACUCACUGAAGGAGGAGUGGACGGCCUACAUCUGCCGGGAGAUACUCAAGGGUCUGACGCACCUCCACCAUCACAAAGUUAUCCACCGGGACAUCAAGGGCCAGAAUGUCCUGCUUACAGAAAAUGCAGAAGUCAAAUUAGUGGAUUUUGGGGUGAGCGCCCAGCUGGACCGCACCGUCGGCCGCAGGAACACGUUCAUCGGCACGCCGUACUGGAUGGCGCCCGAAGUCAUCGCCUGCGACGAAAACCCAGAUGCCACGUACGACUUCAAGAGUGAUCUGUGGUCCUUGGGAAUCACUGCCAUUGAAAUGGCCGAAGGAGCCCCACCCCUCUGUGAUAUGCAUCCAAUGAGGGCCCUGUUUCUGAUCCCCCGAAACCCAGCGCCCAGACUAAAGUCCAAGAAAUGGUCCAAGAAGUUCCAGUCCUUCAUCGAGAGCUGCCUCGUGAAGAACCAUGGACAGAGGCCCAGCACCGAGCAGCUCCUCAAACACCCCUUCAUCCGGGACCAGACCAAUGACAGGCAGGUCCGCAUCCAGCUCAAGGACCACAUCGACCGCACCAAGAAGAGGAGGGGGGAGAAGGAUGAGACCGAGUACGAGUACAGCGGAAGUGAGGAAGAGGACGAGAGGGGCGAUGUUGGGGAGCCCAGUUCCCUGAUCAACAUCCCUGGGGAGUCCACCCUGAGGCGGGACUUCCUGCGCCUGCAGCUGGCCAAUAAGGAGCGGUCGGAGGCGCUGCGCAGACAGCAGCUGGAGCAGCAGCAGAACGAGGAGCACAAGCGCCAACUGCUGGCCGAGAGGCAGAAGCGCAUCGAGGAGCAGAAGGAGCAGAGGAGGCGGCUGGAGGAGCAACAGCGACGGGAGCGGGAGCUGAGGAAGCAGCAGGAGCGGGAGCAGCGCCGGCGGUAUGAAGAGAUGGAGCAGCUCAGGAGGGAGGAGGAGAGGAGGCAGGCCGAACGAGAGCAGGAGUAUAUCAGGCGGCAGUUGGAGGAGGAGCAGAGGCAGUUAGAGAUCCUGCAGCAGCAGCUCCUCCAGGAGCAGGCUCUCCUUCUGGAGUACAAGCGGAAGCAGCUGGAGGAGCAGAGGCAGGCGGAGCGGCUCCAGAGACAGCUCCAGCAGGAGCGGGCAUACCUGGUGUCUCUCCAGCAGCAACAGCAGCAGCAGCAGCAGCAACAGCAGCAGGACUGUCGUCCGACAGACAAGAAGCAGCUGUACCACUACAAGGACGCUGUCAACCCCAAUGACAAGCCGGCCUGGGCCAAGGAGGUGACGGGGCAGCCCCAAAGUAACCCCCCUCGCCCUUCGCUGCCGAAGCACCACUCCUUCCAGGAGCCCAGACAGGCCCCCCCAUCCCAGCUCUCCCCCUGCCAGCCUGCCCGUCUCAGGGCCCUCUCCCAGCCCAUUAAAUUUCCUUCCGCCAACAGGCCACCCCUGCCAGACAACAUCCCAAAAAUACACGUCUCCACCGAGGUGCAAGAUCUGGCCCGCAAGAUCAACGACCACGUCCUAGAGUUGAAGGCCCAGCGGGCCAAGGCCGAAUCGGUGGAGGAGCGUUCCAAACUGAACCGGCAGAGCUCCCCGGCGCUCCAGCUCAAAGUUGCCAACCGGAUAUCGGACCCGUCCCUACCGCCCCGGUCCGAGUCUUUCAGCAGCGGCGGGAUCCAGCCAGCCCGCACCCCGCCCAUGCAUCGUCCUGUGGAGCCACAGAUGGCUCAUCUGGUCCCAGUGAAAUCUCACAGCCCCUCCAUGUCAGGGUCCCAGUCCCUCCAUGACCAGUCCGCCAAGGGCGUGUCUGCCUUCCAGGAGGGCCUGGUGUCCCAUCGGCCGGAGAUGCCGCGGCAAAACUCGGAUCCCACCUCAGAGACGCCCACACCGCCCCCCCGCGUGACCAGCCGCGAGGAGAAGUUUGAGCGCAGCUCCUGGCUGAGACAGGAGGAUGACAUUCCUCCCAAGGUACCCCAGCGGACCACCUCCAUCUCCCCAGCCCUAGUGAGGAAGAACUCUCCCGGGAAUGGUGGAGGCUUGGGGGCCAUGCUAGGCCCCCAGCUCAUCCGGGCCAGUAACCCGGACCUACGGAAGACUGAGGUCUCCAUGGAGACGGCGCUCCAGAGGACGAGCAGCGGAGGGUCCUCCAGCUCCAGCACGCCCAGCUCCCAAGGGGGGUCCCAGCCCAGCUCACACGCGGGGUCUAGUGAGAGGACACGGGUCCGAGGUGAGGCACCUCAAACCCAUCACCACUGGCAACAACCAGCCUGUGUGCCAGACCCCAACUCCGAGUCCGAAACUGGGUCCAGUAAGGCUGAGGGGUCCCCCACAGUGCCUCCGGAGCUCCCGAAACCCAAGCAGGAGGAGGGCAGAGAGGCCCCACGACCCAGCCGGCCUGCAAGCUAUAAGAAAGCCAUAGAUGAGGACCUGACCGCCUUAGCCAAAGAGCUGAGGGAGUUGCGGAUCGACGAGACGAACCGGCCGCCCAUCAAGGUGACGGACUACUCCUCCUCCAGCGAUGAGUCGGAGAGCAGCGAGGACGACGACGGCGAGAAUGAGGCGCAGGACGGCACGGUGCCCGUCAGCGACAUCCCGCGAAUCAUGCCCUCUAUCCAGGGGGGCAACGAGUCGUAUGGCUUGAUAGGUAGCCAUGACGACUCCCCCGGCGACUCGUAUGGGAAGGGAUCCAAGGACGGCACCCUGAUGAUGAGAGAGGGGCUCUCUGAGAGAAAGCGCUCUGGCCAUUCAGAGAGCAACGGCUUUGCCGGGCACGGCAACCUGCCGGACCUGGUUCAGCAGAGCCAUUCCCCCUCUGGCACACCCACCGAGGGCCUGGGACGGCUCCCCAGCCUGCACACGCAGGACAUGGACUCCGAGUUUGGCAUGGGGAGUGGCUCGAAAGCUUCCUUCACACCAUUCGUAGACCCACGAGUGUACCAAACGUCUCCUACGGACGAAGAUGAUGAUGAUAACUCAGCCGCAGCCCUUUUUACCAAUGAGUUGCUGAGGCAGGAGCAAGCCAAGCUGAACGAGGCACGCAAGAUCUCAGUGGUCAACGUCAACCCCACCAACAUCCGGCCACACAGCGACACACCAGAGAUCCGCAAGUACAAGAAGCGUUUCAAUUCGGAGAUCCUCUGCGCUGCCCUCUGGGGGGUGAACCUGUUGGUGGGGACUGAAAACGGGCUGAUGCUGCUGGACCGCAGCGGUCAGGGGAAGGUCUACAACCUCAUUACCAGGAGGCGCUUCCAGCAGAUGGACGUCUUGGAGGGCCUUAAUGUCCUGGUCACCAUAUCAGGAAAGAAAAACAAACUGAGGGUGUACUACCUGUCCUGGUUACGGAACAGGAUAUUGCACAAUGACCCAGAGGUGGAGAAGAAGCAAGGCUGGAUCACUGUGGGAGAGCUGGAAGGCUGCGUCCACUACAAAGUCGUGAAAUACGAGAGAAUCAAAUUCUUGGUGAUUGCCCUGAAGAACUCGGUGGAGAUUUACGCGUGGGCGCCAAAGCCAUACCACAAAUUCAUGGCUUUCAAGUCUUUUACAGAUCUCCAACACAGACCCCAGCUGGUAGACCUGACAGUAGAGGAAGGCCAAAGGUUAAAGGUUAUCUACGGGUCCAGCAUCGGUUUUCACGUGAUUGACGUGGAUUCCGGAAACCCAUACGAUAUCUACAUCCCAUCCCAUAUUCAGAGCAAUAUCAUCCCGCACGCCAUUGUGGUGCUCCCCAAGACCGAUGGGAUGGAGAUGCUCCUGUGCUACGAAGACGAGGGGGUCUACGUGAACACGUACGGCAGAAUCACCAAAGACGUGGUGCUCCAGUGGGGGGAGAUGCCCACCUCCGUCGCUUACAUCCACUCCAACCAGAUCAUGGGGUGGGGCGAGAAGGCCAUUGAGAUCCGGUCUGUGGAGACGGGACACCUGGACGGAGUUUUUAUGCACAAGCGGGCUCAGCGCCUGAAGUUCCUCUGUGAGAGGAACGACAAGGUCUUCUUUGCCUCUGUCCGAUCCGGGGGCAGCAGUCAAGUCUUCUUUAUGACCCUCAACCGGAACUCCAUGAUGAACUGGUAACAUCCCAGGCCGACUCAUCCCAUGCGUGGUCCUUUCAACAUCAUGUAAACCUAUGGUACAAUUUAACACUGAUUAAAAAAAACAAGGAGGGAAAAAAUGAAAAUGGUACGAAAGGAGCGCUAAGGACCGCCCGGAGGGGAGGUCGCCACCCUCCACCAUCUGGAGAGCCGGGCGUCAGCCAGGUGGGAUGACACGCCAUUCUGCACUGUGGAAACGCUCCUUAGUUAGGGGAGGUUUGGGCGGAGGGGCAAGAGAGCAGCCACGCCCUUCACCAUGGGCCUGGGCUUUUCACAAGGGCUUCUGAAGAGGUGGUUCACUUUUGUUCUUUUUCGCCUCAUGGUGUCCGUUAUGGCGGCCAGGCUUCGAGAAGACAACACCUUUUCGUGGAAUUGCCCACCCGAGAUCCCACCGACUGCCCGCGAACGUGGCUGCAGUCACAAACCACAGACGCCAUCCAGUGGGACCUAAUAAAGACUGCACAACACCGCUGAUACGAUCUGUGAAAGGGCAACCUGUACUUUUUUUUGUCCCUCUUUCUCACUGAGCCUGACCUCACCAUCACCGACAUCAUAGAUGUCUUUAGACUGUUAUGGAGAUCCCAGUCAUCCAGACUGAAAUCCAUAGCCAUUACAGCCAUGGGCUCAGUGGUUUCACUCACAGCAUCACGUCUUACCAGCAAAACGUCUUUGUUUCGUUGAGAGGUAUUUUAGGUUCAGUCAUGCCCUUUGGUUUAAUGAGAGGACAGAUCAUUACCAAUGCAUAAAGGUCAACAUGGAGCCUUCGAGUUCAGUGGCUUUGGUGCUGGGUGCUCAGUCUUUGUUGUGAACAGCAGCCAGGUUGGUCACUGCUGACAGUAAUUUUGGCUAAACACCCCCCCCCCCCCCCCGUCUUCCCUAGCGUCACCAGUAGAUUUCUACUGGUCUGUACGAAAUGGUAAUUUUUAACUCUGGUUUAUAUACAGUAAACCUGCUAGAAAAUAUAAGUAACAUUCACAUCUUUUUCACAUCCUGUCAGUUUUUUCUGAAGAUUCAAUUUGUUGCCUUUAUUUUUUCUAAAAUUAGCUGUGGAUGUGGCCACCUGGUUGUUGCCGCAGCAAGAACAAAUUCUGUGUCGCUCUUCCUAUUAUUAUUAACCUACCUCGUUUUUUUUUUCUUUUCCAGGUUAAAUUGAAUCAUGCUUUGCAUUAUUUAGUAAAUGUGUGCCUCAGUUUCAUGAGAUAAUGUCACUUUAGCCAGACCCCCAUGCAUGUUAGAUGAAUUUGGGUCACUUUCAGACUAGCAAGUCAUGGAAACUGGACAACCCGAAAGUCUUGCGUAGCCUAAGGCUACCUUUUAAAGCAAGAGCCAAAAUCAGAGCUUAGGCAGGCCAAUUUUACUGUGAACAGCGUCAAUCCCUUCUUCACUGUUAAGCCUUUAAACACUGAGGGUGCUGUAUCAGUUCAACUGGAAUAAUUCUAAAACAAUUCUAAAAAUACCUGGAAUUGUCCUGAAUAAAACUUCUGCACCUUUGUGGUCUGUCAAAAUCAUUAUUUUGUGAGAAAUACUUGGUUUUCGUAGUCUCAAAAAGAAUCUGAUUUGUACAAUAUUUUGAAAGCUUAAGAGAGGUGAUGGUAUGCCUGAUUGGGAUUCUUGGAUUAUGUGACAAGGAGGUCUGCUCUGUUUUUUAUAUGGAGCGACUGAAGCCAGGAUGUCUAAUGGGACGAAUGUCCAGAUCUUGAACUUCAGAUACUUUUUGUACAGAUUCGAUAAAUGUAAAAUUCCAUUGUACAGUUUUAAGAAUAACACUUAGGUUUGGUUAUUUUAUUUUGUUCUAUUUCCACCCAUUUUCCAGUCUCCUAACAGUUAAGGAUGCUUCUUGUACAGAGUAUAGCAUGUUGUAAACAAAGAUGAGAUGGAGGCCAAUUGAUAUUCAAUUAUUAAUUCAGCUGCUUUGAGUAUUUUGUUUUAUUAUCAUUGGAUGUCAACACUGUGUUACGCCAUAUCUCUCUUCUGUGAGAUGCAGCAUUUUACUGCAAACUACUGAAAAAAUGGAGUCUCUUGAUGAGCUAAAAUGAUGUUCUCUGGUGAGAAAUUUAUGAACAAAAAUUGCCUGUGUAUUUCUCCCUAUGUGUUUGUCUUGUACUGAAUGUUACAUUUUCUUCAAUUUGUGACACUGACACAAAUCAGUUGCUUGAUUAUGGAAUUCCUUUAUGCAGAGGGGGCAGGAGGUUCAAACUGUUUUUUGUGUGUGUGUAAGGUUUCAGUUUAUUGGAAACGCAACAGAACAUUUGAUUUGUGCCUUGUAUACAAAACACUAAACAUCUACCAGUGUUUGCACCUGUGGAUAAAAAUACUCAUACAUACCCAGGAUCAAUUGGGAGGCAAUGAGGAUCCACUCUUACACCCCCUAAAAAGAUAAUGUGCAUCUACUGUAUUUAAGGCCUACAAAUCCCAGAAUCCUUUGUUGCCAAAACAAAUUGGAUUCCAUGAGACCUGCUGCCAGUGGUUUUAUUCACACCUUUGAUUUUGUCAUUGUGUAAUUCUAAAAAAAAAAAAAGAUAAGAAACCCAAGCACAGUGUUUGGUUUACAAAAGCACUCUCGUUGGACCUCCAGGGGUUUGAAAGUUCCUGAAUGCUAAAUGUAGAGAACUUCAUGGUUGUCUGAAGAUAAGUGCUGUGCCAUAACUAUGUAUCAUGAUUUUUAUUAAUUUUAGGGGGUUCUGCAUAGUUUUAUUUCCUGUCGCCAUUUGUAGUAACAGUUUUGGAGGGGAAAAUAAUUUUAAUGCUAAUAGAGGCAUUUUAUGAUGGGUCACUGGUAAUGUUUGCACAGUAUAGAUAUUUAUAUUUGAGGCAUAAAUAAAUAAAUAAACAAAUUAAUACAGAUAUUGUUCUCUCGGGGAAGGGAGGGUGCGGGCGGGUUGGAGCUUCAAAACAGGGUUUUAGCAAUAAAUUGUACUGCUGAAUGAAUUGAUUUAUUUGUUUGUUUUUUGUCCUGGUGGGAAUACUAUGUCAGUCAGAGAAAGCCAGUGGAGAAAAUCAAGGGGCACUUCAAAAUCCACUGCCGUGUGGCAAUGAUACUUUUACGAAGACAACGCAGGCUUUAAAGUAGAACAUGGUCAAUGGCUGUAGCUUACUUUGCACUUGGACUCUCAUCUCUUUUGACUUCCAAGUGGUGUCACAAUUUGUUUUCAGAUGACAAGCAUUAGUAUUGUCCUGUUUUUGUUUUGUUUUAAAAAAAAUAAUAAUAAAAAACUGCUGUAGUACCUGAA
Molecule: messenger RNA, 7979 nt
Organism: Conger conger (European conger)
Lineage: Eukaryota; Metazoa; Chordata; Actinopteri; Anguilliformes; Congridae
Product: TRAF2 and NCK-interacting protein kinase-like
Exons: 34
Coding region: 314-4732 (1472 amino acids)
Biological process (GO): protein phosphorylation
Molecular function (GO): ATP binding; protein kinase activity
Source: RefSeq, a predicted model, not a curated record